This is a messenger RNA of Anthostomella pinea, 1176 nucleotides long. The record is from the annotation of a GenBank genome assembly. NCBI's taxonomy places the organism in Eukaryota, Fungi, Ascomycota, Sordariomycetes, Xylariales, Xylariaceae.
AUGAAGACCACAGAGAUAAAACUAUCAGCAGCGGGCAUGUUGGCUCCUAUCGGAGACGAAGACGAGGGCCGGGUUGAGGUUGUGAACAAGUACCUGGGAACGCAAGACGACCGCUUGGAUAUGGACCGCCUAGGCAAAGUACAAAAGCUGAGACGCAACUUUCGCUUUCUCUCCAUCGUCGGGUUCUCGGCAGUGUUGGGUUCUACCUGGGAAUGGGCCUUGGUGGUGGCAGGAAUAUCGACGGUGAAUGGUGGGCCUGCGGGAGCCAUCUGGCUUUUUUUGAUCGUCUGCUUCGGCAUGUUCUUCGUCACACUUUCGAUGGCCGAGAUGGCAUUGAUGGCACCUACCAGUGGUGGACAGUAUCAUUGGGUAUCGGAGUUCGCGCCCAAGAAGUUUCAGAAGAUCGCCAGCUACGUAGUGGGCUGGCUAUGUGUUCUGGGCUGGCAAGGGGCUAUGGCAUCGUCGAUGUUUGCAGCAGCCCAACAGUUUGAGGCACUGAUUGCCUUGAAUAUCCCGACGUACUCCAUACACGGUUGGCAUGGGACCUUGCUGAGUAUUGCAAUCGCCCUGCUCGCCAUCGUCUUCAAUACCGUUCUUGUCCGAAAACUGCGGAUCUUCGAAGGUAUCGCCUUGGUACUGCAUGGAUUUGGAUUCAUCGCCUUCAUGGUCGUCCUCUGGCUCCUGUCGCCCAGAUCCGACGUUGGUCAGACCUGGACAGACUUCCAAGACAACACUGGCUGGGGAAACCCGGGACUCGCAACAUUGGUGGGCAUCCUCGGUCCAAUCGUUACGUUGGUCGGCGGUGACUCUGUCUGCCAUCUCUCGGAAGAGCUCCGGGACGCUUCGUGGGUUCUUCCGCGCUCGGUGGUUGUCUCCGCCAUCGUAAACUACGGCCUCGGAUUCAUCAUGACGGUGACAAUCAUGAUGACGCGCGGAGACCUCGAGACUGUAAUGGAGACGAACACUGGCCAGGUGUAUGUCCAAGUCGUAAUCAAUGCGACCCGGUCUCGCGUGGGCACAUCCAUCCUCACAGCAGCGGUCGCGGUGCUGCUCGUCUUCUGCUCCUCGAAUUCCGUAACCACUGCUUCUCGGCAGCUGUUCGCUUUCUCACGAGACAAGGGCCUUCCGUUCUCUAAGUGGAUAUCGACUGUGAGCGUUCCCUUCGCCCCCGGAUAA